Messenger RNA from Balearica regulorum gibbericeps (East African grey crowned-crane), 1075 nucleotides. Lineage: Eukaryota; Metazoa; Chordata; Aves; Gruiformes; Gruidae. The record is from RefSeq and is a predicted model, not a curated record.
UCCGCUGAUGAUAAUUACACAGAAGAUCACAACACUUGCAUGCCAGCUACAUGACGGAAUAGGGCGACAAGCUGAGGAACUCACUGCUGAGCAGAAUCGGCUUGCUGUAAAGACAAGACCUUCUUUACUGGAGUAUUUAAGCUAUCUCCUCAAUUUUAUGAGCAUCAUAGCUGGGCCUUGCAGCAAUUACAAGGAUUAUAUAGCCUUCAUUGAAGGGAGGCAUGUGCACAUGAAGCUGUUAGAAGUGAACUGGAAGCAGAAGGGUUAUGACAGACUUCCUGAUCCUUCUCCAACUGGAGCAGUGAUGUACAAGCUGUGUAUCACACUAGUGUCUCUCAUUUUAUUCUUGACACUUACCAAGAACUUUCCUAUGGCAUAUAUUAUUGAUAAGGAAUUUCUUGAUAAAACACCCUUCUUGUCAAGACUUGGUUACUUGUAUGUUGUAACACAAGCAGCAAAACCAAAGUAUUACUUUGCAUGGACAUUAGCAGAUGCAGUCAACAAUGCAGCUGGUUAUGGAUUCAGUGGAGUUGAUGAGAGGGGCACUUUCCGCUGGGACCUGUUGUCCAAUUUAAAUAUCUGGAACAUUGAGACUGCGACAAGUUUUAAAAUGUACAUUGAAAACUGGAACAUUCAGACAGCUGCCUGGCUAAAACGUGUUUGCUAUGACAGAGCUCCCUGGUACCCUACGGCUUUAACGUUUAUCCUGUCGGCCCUGUGGCAUGGUAUCUAUCCUGGAUAUUAUUUUACGUUUCUCACUGGAAUCCUUAUCACGCUCGCAGCCAGAGCAAUCAGAAACAAUUGCAGACAUUACUUCCUCUCGUCAGUGCCUCUCAAGAUAGCCUAUGACGUUGUUACCUGGGUUGUAACUCAACUGGCUGUGUGCUAUACUGUUGCACCAUUUGUUAUGCUGGCUGUUGAGCCCACGAUUAAGUUUUACAAGUCUAUGUAUUUUCACAUGCACAUUCUAAGCAUCCUGGUGUUGCUCGCAUUACCGAUCAGACCUCAAGCCCACUCCAUAAGAAAGCCUCAGAAUCAAGUCGUGCAGAACUCUGUUAAAAGCAAAGACAAAUGA